Messenger RNA from Juglans microcarpa x Juglans regia, 784 nucleotides. RefSeq names its product transcription factor IBH1-like. Gene Ontology annotation, biological process: regulation of DNA-templated transcription. The transcript has a single exon. The record is from RefSeq and is a predicted model, not a curated record. Lineage: Eukaryota; Viridiplantae; Streptophyta; Magnoliopsida; Fagales; Juglandaceae. The coding region runs from base 280 to 513 and encodes 77 amino acids.
GGGCACCCAAAAAGAAAGAAAGAGAGAAAGUGAAAAAAUAAAAAGAAAAUAUGUAAUUAGCUCGGCUCACAUGGCCCCGUCCUAUAACUCCCAACUCCCACACCUUUGUCUUUCCCAUUCAUUUAUAGCUCUAUCACUUCUUGCUUGCUGUUCACAGCUUCGAUCGAACGCAUUUCUGAUCGUCUCUAGAAAAGGAAAGAAGUUUUGGGGAUAAUAUUUUAGGUUCUUGAGCUUCUAAUUGUUUCUUUGAAGGCCAGUACGUACUUGUAAAUUAAGGCAAUGGGUUCUAAAGCAUUAAUUUCCAAGAUGAAAUGUAGGAGAUCCUCGAGGCAGAGGCGGGCUGCUACUCGACGUUGGGCUGUGGAAAUGAAGAUGAAGAAGCUGCAGAGUCUGGUUCCGGGAGGGCAAUGUUUGAAGCCGGAUCGACUCUUUCUUCGUACUGCAGAUUAUAUCCUGCAUUUGAGGCUGCAAGUAAACCUGUUGCAAGCUCUUUCCAAGAUUUAUAAACCAUGAUCGAGUUUAUAUAUAUAUAUAUAUAUAUAAUCAUUGCUACUCUAUUAAUUAAGACAUAUAUUUAAGGUGUACUGAAAAUGCCAUGCCAUUAAUUAUCUUGAGUCGUAGUUUCUUUGUUUCUGCUUGUGUUGGGUUAUAUCACCUCAUGUCUAUGCUUUUCAGCAUUCAGAAACUCCCAAUUUCAAGGGAAUGUUAAUUGUAAGUUUCAUUUCUCUCUCUCUCUCUAGUCUCUCUCUCUCUCUCUCUCAUUAAUAUGGUUUUUGUUUUCUCA